Molecule: messenger RNA, 777 nt
Organism: Saccoglossus kowalevskii
Lineage: Eukaryota; Metazoa; Hemichordata; Enteropneusta; Harrimaniidae
Product: sulfotransferase 1E1-like
Molecular function (GO): sulfotransferase activity
Source: RefSeq, a predicted model, not a curated record
AUGGAGCUAUUACUAUCAGCCGGCAAGUACCUGCGUCAGUUGACGCGUCCCGUCUACGUAUGGUAUCGAAUAAUCAUGGACUGGUUCUUUAUGUUCUCAUUCGGAGCAUUCUCCGUACCCCUAAACUACUUAACUGGUAAUGACCAUGGCGCAUACUCGGCCACUAUGACUCGUCUCAAUGGAUUCCCGCUUCCAAGUGUUUUGACUGAGACCGCUCUAGAAAGAAUCAGAAAUUUCCCCGUUGAAAUGGAUGACGUAUUCAUCGUGGGUUUUCCGAAAUCUGGUACGACCUGGUUGCAGAUUGUAUUGUCAUCGUUGUAUGAAGAUUGGGGCACAUGCCGAAUGAACUCACAUGGCCGAGUACCGCUGUUAGAGAUGCCCACCGUGCCUGGAGACAUAAUAUACGGUUCGUGGUUGGAUCACGCGAUGGGUUGGUUAGAUAACGUAGAUGACAAUAUUUUAUUUAUAACUUACGAAGAUACGAAAAAAGACCCUAACAAAAUGUUCAGAAAAAUCGUUGAAUUUAUAGGUCGGCCCGUAAGUGAGGAUAAAUUUAACAAAGUGAUUGAAGCUAGUGAUUUUCGAAAUAUGAAGAAUAUCGGUCGCGAAAAGCUGUCAAUGGCAAGAUUUUUUUACGAUCAUAAAAAAGCUCCAUUCUUUCGCAAGGGAAUUGUUGGAGACUGGAAAAACCAUUUGUCAGAGGAAGAAAAUGACGCAUUUGAUCGUCAAUUCGGACAAAAAUUGAAGGCGAGAAACUUGGAUUAUUUGUACCAAUGA